Messenger RNA from Sinocyclocheilus anshuiensis, 695 nucleotides. RefSeq names its product eukaryotic translation initiation factor 1A, X-chromosomal-like. The record is from RefSeq and is a predicted model, not a curated record. Bases 166 to 600 code for a protein of 144 amino acids. The transcript has 8 exons. Gene Ontology annotation, biological process: translational initiation. Gene Ontology annotation, molecular function: RNA binding; translation initiation factor activity. Lineage: Eukaryota; Metazoa; Chordata; Actinopteri; Cypriniformes; Cyprinidae.
UCGUGUUUUGCGCAGGCGUGGAUUAAUGCUUAAGCGGAAGUCUUCAGAAAAAAAGGGAGAGGGAAGUUAUUUGACAUCCUCCUCCUUGAAACGUAACAGUUCUUUAUUCAAAUACUUUGUUAUACGACAUCACCGAACAAAGACAGCAGUAUUUGUAAUCCGAACAUGCCAAAGAAUAAAGGUAAAGGAGGUAAAAAUCGGCGGCGUGGUAAGAACGAGAAUGAGUCAGAGAAGAGAGAGCUGGUUUUCAAGGAGGAUGGCCAGGAAUAUGGUCAGGUGAUAAAAAUGCUGGGAAAUGGACGGCUAGAGGCCAUGUGCUUUGAUGGGGUCAAGCGACUCUGCCACAUUCGAGGAAAGCUCCGGAAAAAGGUUUGGAUCAACGCAUCUGACAUAAUCCUCGUUGGUCUUAGAGAUUACCAGGAUACCAAAGCAGAUGUCAUUUUAAAGUACAAUGCAGAUGAGGCCCGCAGUCUUAAAGCCUAUGGAGAGCUUCCAGAACACGCUAAAAUCAAUGAAACUGACACAUUUGGACCUGGAGACGAUGAUGAGAUUCAGUUUGAUGAUAUUGGGAGUGACGAUGAGGACAUUGAUGACAUCUGAGUCACGACUGCUGGUCUUCUCCGAGCAUUCUGACUGUCACAACAAUCGUGCCCUUUCUCAUUCAAUGACAACCACACAACACAGACUGCAUGGUU